Molecule: messenger RNA, 783 nt
Organism: Pelagomonas calceolata
Lineage: Eukaryota; Pelagophyceae; Pelagomonadales; Pelagomonadaceae
Source: the annotation of a GenBank genome assembly
AUGGCCGAAACCGCCAAGACGAACCGCCGGCGGCGGCGCACGGAGCACUUCGUCGCGACGAAUCCCGAGGACGACCGCGCAUUCCAGGAGUCGCUGCGGCUCGCGCUCGCCAUGUCCGCGGCCGAGGCCGCGGGCGCGCCGCCGCCGCCGCCGCCCGCGCCGCCGCCGCCCGCGCGGCGGUCGCCGCCCGCGCCCAAGAGCGGCCGCGCGUCGUCGCCCACGAAGAAGGCGCCGUCGCGCAAGGGCGAGGCGGCCCGCGCGCCGAAGCGCCGCAAGAAGAGCGGCGCCGCCCCCGAGUCCGGCGCGCUCGAGGAGAACGCGAACCUCGCGCUCGAGCCGACGGCGUACGCCGGCGUCGAGAGCGCGCCGGCGGCCCGCAAGUUCCGCGCGACGCUCCCGGCCCGGGGCGGCGGCAAGGGCCAGGUGCUCGGCUGGUACGCGACGUCGCUCGAGGCCGCCGCGAGCCACGACGAGGCCGCGCGGCUCAAGGGCCGGCGCACGAACUUCGCGGCGCGGCGCCCGGACAGCGACGAGCUGCCGCUCUUCGGCCGGCCGCCCGAGCCGAAGCGGCCGCCGCGCGCGCCGUGGUACGAGCGGCUCAUCGCCGAGCGCGUCUCGUCGUCGCCGCGUCGCCCGCCGAAGAAGCCCGCGCCGCCGCCGCCCGCGGCCGACGCGUCUGACGACGACGACCUGCCGGCGGCGGCGGCAUCGUGCGCCGCGUGCCGGGGCAAGCACUGCCGCCACACGUGCGGGCGGCAGACGCGGAUGGAUGGCGCGUACUAG